Messenger RNA from Cajanus cajan (pigeon pea), 1519 nucleotides. It is a transcript of the gene UNE5, whose product is annotated as thioredoxin family protein. Gene Ontology annotation, cellular component: endoplasmic reticulum. The record is from RefSeq and is a predicted model, not a curated record. Gene Ontology annotation, biological process: protein folding. Gene Ontology annotation, molecular function: protein disulfide isomerase activity. NCBI's taxonomy places the organism in Eukaryota, Viridiplantae, Streptophyta, Magnoliopsida, Fabales, Fabaceae.
AUACAUAAAUAAAAAAGAAAAAACAGAGGAAGGAGAGACCAAAUCGAACAAGAGAAGAGAAGAGGGGAAAAGUGAGAGAUCGACGACAAUGUGGAGCUCCACAACCACCACCAUGCUCGCCGUAAUAGCUCUCACGACGUUUCUCUCACCGGCUUCAGCCGACGACGUCGUUGCGCUCACAGAGGACACCUUCGAAACCCAGGUUGGCAAGGAUCGCUUCGCUCUCGUCGAGUUUUACGCUCCCUGGUGCGGACACUGUAAAAGGCUUGCCCCUGAGUACGAACAACUCGGAGCCAGUUUUAAGAAAGCCAAGUCCGUUUUGAUUGCCAAGGUGGAUUGUGAUGAACAUAAAAGCGUUUGCAGUAAAUAUGGGGUUUCUGGUUACCCUACGAUUAAAUGGUUUCCUAAGGGAUCUCUUGAACCAAAGAAGUAUGAAGGAGCACGUACUGCAGAAGCCCUUGCUGCGUUUGUGAACUUGGAAGCAGGCACCAAUGUGAAGAUAGCUUCUGUUCCAUCUAGUGUGGUAGUUCUCUCUCCGGAUAACUUUAAUGAGGUUGUCUUGGAUGAAACUAAAGAUGUUCUGGUGGAAUUCUAUGCACCAUGGUGUGGUCAUUGCAAGGCCCUUGCCCCUACUUAUGAAAAGGUUGCUGCAGUAUUUAAACUGGACGAAGAAGUAGUUCUAGCCAAUGUUGAUGCUGACAAGUAUAAGGAUUUGGCUGAGAAAUAUGGUGUUAGUGGCUAUCCUACACUAAAGUUUUUCCCAAAGAACAAUAAAGCUGGUGAAGAUUAUGGCGGUGGCCGUGAUUUGGAUGAUUUUGUAGCUUUCAUCAAUGAGAGAUGUGGCACCUACCGUGAUGGGAAGGGUCAACUUACUUCUAAAGCUGGUAUAAUAUCGUCUCUGGAUGGCUUGGUGAAGGAGUUUGUGAGUGCUGAUGAGAAUGAGAAGAAGGCAGUAUAUUCCCGGCUUGAGGAAGAAGUUAAGAAGCUUAAAGGUCAUGCUGCAAGAUAUGGCAACCUCUACUUAAAACUUGCUAAGAAGGGUAUGGAAAAGGGUGCAGACUAUGCAAAGAAUGAAAUUCAACGUCUUGACCGUAUGCUUGAGAAGUCAAUCAGCCCAGCAAAAGCAGAUGAAUUCACUCUCAAGAAGAACAUCUUAUCUACCUUUGCUUGAUCUUACAGUGAUAGAAUAGUUAUUUCUUUCAAUUCCGUGGGGAGAUAUGAUUCGUAAUUCCUGAGCUUCUAGGUCUUAUCACACCCAAGUUUUCUUGAUGAUCAUUCCAUCUAAAUAUGCAGUCUUACGCUCAUUUUUGGACUGUUCAUGUACCAAGUCGUAAAAUUAAAGCAAAUGUAGACUCUUUUUUUUCUUUUUUUCUGAGAAAUCAUUUUCUAAACCUGUAUUGACUUCAGGUUAGUCUUUUCUUUUCCUUUUUCUUUUUUGCCUUUUCUCGUCAAUUAUCUUGGAGACUGAGUAGCCUUGCUGGCCUACAACUACAAUCCCACAUAAAAACUCUUUGGUUUA